Cynara cardunculus var. scolymus (artichoke) is the source of this 576-nucleotide messenger RNA. RefSeq lists its product as uncharacterized. The record is from RefSeq and is a predicted model, not a curated record. The transcript has a single exon. The coding region runs from base 1 to 576 and encodes 191 amino acids. Lineage: Eukaryota; Viridiplantae; Streptophyta; Magnoliopsida; Asterales; Asteraceae.
AUGCCCAGUUAUGCCAAGUUCCUCAAAGACAUCUUAAGUAAGAAGAAAAAACUAACUGAGUAUGAAACCGUAGCUUUUACUGAAGGAUGUAAUGCACUUCUGACCAACAAGAUACCUCCUAAGCUUAAGGACCCAAGAAGUUUCAAUAUUCCUUGUUCUAUAAGUGGAAAGGAGAUUGGAAAAGCUUUAUGUGAUUUAUGUGCUAGUAUUAACCUAAUGCCCUUGUCUGUUUUCAACACCUUAGGCAUAGGAGAGGCUAGAUCUACCACUGUCACACUGCAAUUAGCCAACAAAAUCAUUGCUCAUCCAAAAGGGAAGAUUGAGGAUAUGUUAGUUCAAGUUGACAAGUUCAUAUUUCUAGUUGAUUUCAUCAUUCUAGAUUUUGAGGCUGAUAGAGAUAUUCCUAUCAUUUUAAGAAGAUCAUUCUUAGCCACCGGCGAAACUUUAGUUGAUGGCCAAAAAGGAGAACUAACUAUGAGGCUUCAAGACCAGAAAGUCACAUUCAAUGUCUUUAACUUCUUAAAGUACCCUGAUUACUUGGAGGAAUGCUCAGGAGAUAGAGACAAUGUGUCAUGA